Messenger RNA from Entamoeba dispar SAW760, 1014 nucleotides. RefSeq lists its product as uncharacterized. The transcript has a single exon. NCBI's taxonomy places the organism in Eukaryota, Evosea, Mastigamoebida, Endamoebidae. The record is from RefSeq and is a predicted model, not a curated record. Gene Ontology annotation, molecular function: protein binding. Bases 1 to 1014 code for a protein of 337 amino acids.
AUGUGGUGUAAUUCAUCAUUGACAACAAUCAUUAAUGACGUAAAAACAAACAACAAAAUAAUAACCUUUGUUGUAGUUCAAAAUAUAAAUCAAUCACAGACAUUUAUUCAGAGUUUUGAAACUAACUUAGCACCAUUUCUUAUUCAACAAGGAUCAUACAUUAUGUUAUUUGAAGAACGUGAUGAGAGAUUGGCGUUACUAAAACUAUUUUUACCAGAACCUGUUCUUUCAACUUCAAUAAUAAUACUUAAUAAAUCUGGAGUUGUUUUGUUUCAAAAAGAUGAAGCCAUUAACUCGUCUUAUAUUGCGUCAACUGUUCUUCAAUUAAAUUUACAGACCAAUGCACCUAAAGACCUCCCUACACAACAAAUAAAAAGAGAAGAAGAAAAAGAAGAGGACAGUACAAUAAAAAAAGAUAAAAAAACUAAUGAAGAAACUAAAGAAUAUCAUAAAAAAGUAACCUCUGUGAAUGAAAUACUAAGAAAAUUACCAUCAAAUCAUAAACAAAAAAUGACUUUAUUCGAAACAAGAAAAAAACAACUUAAUGCAGAACAACAACUAAUAGAAAAACGAAGAAAAGAAGAACAAGAAAGGUGUUUGAAAGAACAAAAAGAAGAAGAGAAAAGAAGAAAAGAAGAACAAGAAAAUAAAGAAAAAGCAAUUCGAGAAAUGAAUGAAAUAAAGAAGUUAAAAGCAAUUCAAAACUUUGAAACAGAAGAAAAAAUGAAAGAAUUACAAAAAAUUAAAACACAAAAACAAAUAGAAAGCACUAGUAAUUUUUAUAAUGGGAUAAUUAAAAUCAAAUUUAGAUGUCCUAAUGGUAAAAGCGUUAUGCAUGAGUUUUAUCCUACUAAUUCAGUUCAUGAGAUUUAUGAAUAUGUUAGAUCUAUUUAUUAUAACAAAGCAUUUACAAUCACUGAUAUGAAAGGAAACCAUUUUCCUGAGACUAACCUCUCAUUGCAACGUGUUGGAAUUAAUGGUUCAGUCAUAUUAAACAUUAUUAAUCAAUUGUAA